AUGGGCUGUGAGGAGCACAGCCCCUCUCUCCCUAAAGGAGACAGCAGCAGGCUGCUGGGGAACCCGCGGCCGGGCUACGGGACGUUGCAGCCAGAGCCUGAGAGAUCCCACAUGGAGGUGACAGGCUACCAGACCAAGCCCUGGCGGGUGGCCCUGUGCCACACGUGCUCCGUGCUGACAGCUGGGCUGCUCCUCAUCCUCUUCCACUGGAAGCCAAGCCUGGAGGUGCAGGUGAAGUGCAAACCCUGCGCCCUCGGCCAGGCCGACUGGGUCAUCAUCAGGGACCGAUUUGGCCAGAGCUUCACCGCCCGCGUGCGCACGGAGCCGCUGGGGGAGGGCAGCCUGGAGCAUCACCCAGGGGCCAGGCUGGAGGACAGGAGGACCAGCAUUGCCAUCGGUGUGGCGGAUGAGGAGGAGAGCAGGGACACCAUCCGGCUCCAUGAGAAGGAAGAGAAGAACCUCCUGCGUUACUACCUCUUCGAGGGCACGCGCUACGUGUGGCUGGAGCGGCGCCAGGCCUUCUGCAGAGUCAGUGUGUUGGAUGAAGGUUGGACCUGCUCAGAUCUCCACCUCUCUCAGGCUGGGCUGGACCAGCAAGACCACAACAUCAGGAGGAAGAUCUAUGGGCCCAACCUCAUCGAGGUGCCAGUCAAGUCCUACACCAGGCUCUUGGUGGAGGAGGUGCUCAAUCCCUUCUACAUCUUCCAAGUGUUCAGCAUUGUCCUGUGGGUCUGUGAUGCCUAUUACUACUACGCUGCCUGCAUCUUCCUCAUCUCCACCAUCUCCUUGGGGCUGUCCCUCUAUGAGACCAGGAAGCAAAGCACCACACUGCAGAACAUGGCCAAGAUGUCUGUUGGUGUCCGAGUCCAUCGUCCCAGCGGAGAGGAGAUGGUGGUGAGCUCUGCUGACCUGGUGCCAGGUGACUGCAUCAGCCUCCCCGCCGAGGGGCUGGUGGUGCCCUGCGACGCGGCGCUGCUGAGCGGGGAGUGCAUGGUCAACGAGAGCAUGUUGACAGGGGAGAGCGUGCCCGUGAUGAAGACCCCGCUCCCGGCCGGCGGGCAGGGCGCUGGGAACAUCUACUCCCCUGAGGAGCACAGGAGGCACACGCUGUUCUGUGGGACACAGGUCAUCCAGGCCAGGGCCUACCUGGGCAGUGAGGUGCUGGCUGUGGUGACCCGCACAGGGUUUUGCACGGCCAAAGGGGAUCUCAUCAGCUCCAUCCUCUACCCCAAACCCGUGAGCUUCAAGUUCUACAAGGAUGCAGUGAAGUUUGUCCUGUUCCUCUCCAUCCUGGCUCUGGUGGGCACACUGUACAGCAUCCUCAUCCUGGUGAGGAACCAGGUCCCUGUGGGGCAAAUCAUCAUCCGUGCCCUUGACCUUGUCACGGUCAUCGUGCCACCAGCUCUCCCAGCUGCCAUGACCGUGGGCACCAUCUAUGCCCAGAACAGGCUGAAGAAACAGGGCAUCUUCUGCAUCAGCCCUCCCCGCAUCAACCUCUGCGGGAAGAUCCGCCUGGUUUGCUUUGACAAGACGGGAACGUUGACGGAAGAAGGUCUGGAUGUCUGGGGGGUGGUCCCACUGGAGAACAACCACUUCAUGCCCAUUGUCCACGAGCCCCGCUGCCUGCCCGCUGGGCCCUUGCUCUACACCCUGGCCACCUGCCACACCGUGUCCCUGCUGAGGGCACAGCCCAUUGGGGACCCUGUGGACCUCAAGAUGGUGGAAUCCACUGGCUGGCGCCUGGAAAUGAUGGAGGAGGAGGAGGGGGAGGUGCCCACCUUGCAGCAGUUUGGGACCAAGGUCCUGGCUGUGAUGAAACCUCCACCUGAGGAAGAACAGCCACGAGGCAGGAAGCACGAGUCACCCCUGGGGAUCCUCCGGCGUUUCCCCUUCUCCUCCUCCCUGCAGAGGAUGAGUGUCCUGGUGAAGGUGCCUGGUGAGGCCCCAGCCCACGUCUACACCAAGGGAGCCCCAGAGAUGGUGGCCAGUCUCUGCAGGAGGGACACGGUGCCCAUGGACUUCUCCCAGAUGCUGAGGCACUACACCACGGAUGGCUUCCGGGUCCUGGCUCUGGCCUGCAAGCCCCUGAGCACGGUGACCACCUUCGAGGAGGCCCUGCAGCUCCAGAGGGACUCCGUGGAGAGCAGCCUGACCUUCCUGGGCUUCCUGGUCAUGAAGAACGUCCUCAAGCCCGAGUCUGCGCCCGUGAUUCACCUCCUGAGGAAGGCAAACGUGCGGCCCGUCAUGGUGACAGGAGACAACAUGCUGACAGCCGUGAACGUGGCCAGGGGCUGCCGCAUGGUGGAGCCCAAGGAGCAGGUGAUCUUCGUCAGCGCUUCUCCUCCAGCCCAGGACAAACCAGCCGCGCUGAAAUUCAUCCCGGCCGAGCAUUCCCAAGGCGAGGAGCAGCCUGAGGGGUCUGGGUGCAGGUCAGAGCUGGGCUGCAGACCAAGGAGCUGUUUCCCUGGGCAGGGUCAGUGCCAGCCCUGCCACUUGGCCCUGAACGGCAAAUCCUUCGCCGUGGUUUGUGAGCACUUCCCAGACCUGCUGCCCAAGAUCCUGCUCCGAGCCACCAUCUUUGCCCGCAUGUCCCCUGAGCAGAAGACUCAGCUGGUCUGCAGCCUCCAGGAGCUCAGCUACUGCGUGGGGAUGUGCGGGGACGGGGCCAACGACUGCGGGGCCCUGCGCGCGGCCGACGUGGGCAUCUCCCUGUCGGAGGCCGAGGCCUCGGUGGCCUCGCCCUUCACCUCCCGCGUGGCCACCAUCGAGUGUGUCCCCUCCGUCAUCCGGGAGGGCAGGUGCUCCCUGGUCACCUCCUUUGGUGUCUUUAAGUACAUGGCCCUGUACAGCCUGGUGCAGUUUGUGUCCGUCCUGCUGCUCUACACGAUCAACACCAACCUCAGCGAUUUCCAGUUCCUCUUCUUCGACCUGAUCAUCACCACCACGGUGGCCGUGCUGAUGGGCCGCACUGGUCCUGCCCAGGCCCUGGGGCUGGAGCGUCCCCAGGGCUCCCUGAUCAGUGUCCUGGUGCUGGGCAGCCUGCUCCUCCAGACAGCUCUGCUCAUCACUGUACAAGUCCUCAGCUACUUCGUCACCGUCUCGCAGAGCUGGUAUGUGCCACUGAACAGCACGGUGAUGGCCCCCCAGAACCUGCCCAACUAUGAGAACACUGUCCUCUUCUGCAUCACUGGCUUCCAGUACCUCAUCCUGGCUGUUGCCAUGUCCAAGGGGUACCCAUUCAGGGAGCCACUCUACACCAACGUGCUCUUCUUGGCAGUCCUCAUCCUCCUCUUUGGCCUCAUGGCCUGGCUGACCCUCAACCCACUGGGCUUCCCCAAGUCCUUGCUGAAGCUGAAGACCAUCAAUGACUUGAACUUCAAGCUGCUCCUGCUGGCCCUUGCUGUGCUCAACUUCUUUGCUGCCUUCGUGCUGGAGACUGCCCUGGACCAUGGUUUGCCCAGGUGCCUCCGCAGGCUGCGCCGGAAGAAAGUGUCCAAGAAGCUUUUCAAGAGGCUGGAGAAGGAGCUGAGGCAGCAGCAGCCACCCUGGCCCCCCCUUGACCAACCUCUCUUUGCUACACCCAAGAUGUCCAUUGCUGUCAGAUAG
Molecule: messenger RNA, 3606 nt
Organism: Chaetura pelagica (chimney swift)
Lineage: Eukaryota; Metazoa; Chordata; Aves; Apodiformes; Apodidae
Gene: ATP13A2
Product: ATPase type 13A2
Exons: 29
Coding region: 1-3606 (1201 amino acids)
Biological process (GO): regulation of mitochondrion organization; regulation of autophagosome size; autophagosome-lysosome fusion
Cellular component (GO): membrane
Molecular function (GO): ATP binding; P-type ion transporter activity; ATP hydrolysis activity
Source: RefSeq, a predicted model, not a curated record